GCCCGAUCACACCAUCUAUCAUCCAUCAUGGCGGAUUGGAGACUCCUGGACUACGCCAGGAAGGCUGAGGAGGCUGCGUCUGGGCUCUCCGUUUUCCUUAGCGAAAUCCCAGAGUACUCCAGAGAUAUCACAGGAGACAUCGCCGAGCUUUUUGCCAUCUCGAACGCUCUCCGCGUCCUGCACGAAGACCUCGAUCUGAGGGCAUAUGGCAGGAAUUCCGGUCGGAUCUUCAGAGAUCUUGAUAUAUGUCUAUCUAGCUUGGGUUUCACCCUGGAUGAUGUUACCAAAAUGUUUGGCGAGUCCAAACGGAAAGCACGUCAGCAUCCUGGCGCGUUUCCCGGCACGCCACCAUACGCACAACUAUGGGAGGACGCCUGUGACGACUUGAGUGAGCAAGGGCUCAGUCUGCCUGUGCGUCUUCAAAUGUAUCGUACAUAUCUGCAGGGCAUGUCCGAAGCGCUGAAGGGUGAUGCCGAUGACCACGAAAUCGAUGUCGUUCGGGGUCGCUUGGCCAAACUGGUCAAGAGGCAGGAGCCGGUAGUAGACUACUUUGCCAGGCCGCAGCCUAUAGACGUUCGUGCGUACGGUAAUGCACCUCGGACCCCUCAACCUUACCCUCCACCAUCGUCCUCUCGACCGCAGUUUGAUCGCUAUACGACAUAUCCAGGAUAUCAAGGCAAUCAUCCACCACCACCACCUCCGCGGUCACCGGGUUUCAGGCAUGUUCAUCCUCCUCCUCCUCCACCACCUCCGCCUGCUCCUAUCCCUGGGCCUGCCCCAGGCCAACGUUCAUCGUGGUAUGGAAUGGGCGAUAUACCCUUCGUUCCGCCAAUGGUCCCGGAAGUUCCCGAAUCGCCUACCAUUUCAACCGCUUCUUCGCACACUCAGUCCACGCAUUCUAGCGAUUCGGGAGGGCCGGUUCCCCAUUGGGCUAUGAGAAUUUUCGAUGGCAGGCAUUCAUCAAUCCCAUUCCAGACACUGGGACAGCCAACCAGGUGUUUGGGGAGAGACGAACCUUCAGCCAUCGAGUUCCUCGACACUGACGGAUUCAUAAAAGUGCUUGAGCUACCUUUUGAGGCGACGGCCGUUUGGGUCAGAUUGUACUGGAGGGCCGAGGACAAUCGAGCACGCAUACUAUUCCUUACGAUGGAUCAAAGUGGACGACGGAUGAGAUACUGUCUCCCGCUAACUGGCCUGAAGUUUGUCCGCACUGAAUCUUGCCUGCAGUUGUGCCGUGUCAACCGGCAGGACGGCCAACUUGACCUCUGGGCUAACCUCAGAUUCACCCUCUAUGAGCGGAUGGUGCUGCUUUAUUGCACAAUGGCGGCAAUGAAAUGCCAAGACAAAGUCCCGACUCCCCAUGGCUUGGAAGACUUCUUCCAGCCUGGGGAAAAAGAGGAGUUCGGAGGUGAGAUUCAAGAUAGCAGAUAUCUCCAUGCGUUCCGCAUAUUCCGUGACCGUGACUCUGGAUGCGUACGCUUCGAGGCUACUCCUCGACGCGGGCCUUUGAAGACGAUUCCAAUCUGGACAGCCUUUGUUACGCAAUACAUUGGUCAUAGGAAAUGGAUGAAGCGUGUAGGACAGUGCACUGUUCAAUUCCGCGAGUUUCACCCAUACGUGUUCUGCGACGGCUACAAAUUGUCGAAAGGUUCAUCUGGGAAGUAUCAAAUCACUUUUACCACACCACAGGAUUGCAAGCUUUUUAUGGAAAUUUUCCACAGUAUCCGAGUGAACACAUCAGUAUAA
Periconia digitata is the source of this 1746-nucleotide messenger RNA. Lineage: Eukaryota; Fungi; Ascomycota; Dothideomycetes; Pleosporales; Periconiaceae. The record is from the annotation of a GenBank genome assembly.